UAUUUUUAUUAUUUUUUAGGUGGCAAUAGUCACGGUAACCCGUAUAUCAGAAAGAUCGAAACUUUCAGACAACAACAACCACCACCACCACAACAACAACAACUACCACCACCACCACAACAACAACAAAUAUCACCACCACAGCAACAACUAACACCACCACCACCAUCACCACCACAACAACAACAGCAAGCUAUGUCUCUUGGGUCGAAUUGUAUAACAACACCAAAAUCAGCUAGUCCAAUGAAAAAUCAACAACCUUUGCCUUUACAUGAUUUACCAUCACAAUCACCUUGUCCCAAUCCAGUGGCUGAAACUCCAAUACCAAAUACUUCGGUUUCUCAAUCGUCUACAAUUCAAGAUGAUCAGAAUAAACAGAUAAAACUUGAAGAUGAAAAAUCAAUUAAUGAGAAGUCUGAAGUAAAAUGGCCAUUCAAACGUAAGAUUAGUAAGAAAGGACGGAAAAAGCGACUGAAUGCUCGAAUGCGUCGCUUAGUAUCACCCAAAAGUCCAUUAAUGGUAUUUUCUGAGUUGUUCAAAGAUGUACCAAUUCACUUACAAGAGCACCCACUUCAUAAUAUUAUGAGUUAUACUGCUACACUCGAUGUUGAUGGUCAAAUGUAUUCUGGAAAUCAUAUUUCCAAGACUCAAGCCAAACAAAAGGCAUGUGAAAACUUCUUGCGCAUUAUGUUAGCAAAAAAAAUAAGUGAACGAUCUGAAAAAAAAGAAGAAUCCCCGAUGGAAGUUGAGAUGGAAAUUGGAGAAAAUAGUUCAGUAUCAAAACCUAAAGGACCACCACAGGAAGAUUUCCCAUGGCCACAUUUUGCUUCAUUAGCUAUGCAUAACUUAAUAAAUCAAUGGGAACUACAGCCCGUUGUUACAAACGCUAAUUAUGUACAAGAAGAACCAAAUGUUAUCAAAUCACAACCUAAGACUGGAGCCAUGAGAAAGUUUCCUGAAAACCCGAAAAACUGUAAUCCAAUACAGUUAAUAAAUCAAAUGAAGCCUGGUGUAAUAUUUGUUGAAACUAUAAUUAGUUCAAAAACACCAUCACUUUUUCAAGUAAACUGUGUAAUAGACGAUGUUCCAUUCACUGGACAAGGAUCGACAAAAAAAGCAGCCAAAAAGGAAUGCUGUAUUGCAGCAAUAAAAAGUAUUUGGCAAUUUGAUUUCCAUGCCAUAGAAGAUAAUUAACUCAUUAAGAAUUAAAUUUGAUAUUUAUAAUAAUAUACGUUUGUGUACUAGUUAUUUUUAUUAGUCAACUGUAUUUAUUUUAUUUUAUUAUCGAUUAGAAUACUUAUGAGGUUAUUAUUAUAUGGACAUAGUAUUAACUAUUAA
This is a messenger RNA of Rhopalosiphum padi (bird cherry-oat aphid), 1338 nucleotides long. RefSeq lists its product as uncharacterized. The annotation marks the transcript as partial. The transcript has 8 exons. The record is from RefSeq and is a predicted model, not a curated record. Lineage: Eukaryota; Metazoa; Arthropoda; Insecta; Hemiptera; Aphididae.